GAGAAGCGGAGCGGAGCGGGCGGACCCAGCCGAGCCGGAGCCGGAGCGAGCCGAGCCGAGGAUGAUAAACACCCAGGACAGUAGUAUUUUACCUUUGAGUAACUGUCCCCAGCUGCAGUGCUGCAGGCACAUUGUUCCAGGGCCUCUGUGGUGCUCCGAUGCCCCUCACCCACUGUCGAAGAUCCCCGGUGGGCGAGGGGGUAGCAGGGAUCCUUCUCUUUCAGCUCUGAUAUAUAAGGACGAGAAGAUCACUGUUAACCAAGAUGUCCCAGUGCAUGAAGGGAAGCCUCAUAUUGUCCACUUCCAGUACAAGGUCACAGAGGUGAAGACCUCCUCCUGGGAUGCAGUGCUCUCUAAUCAGAGCCUCUUUGUGGAAAUCCCUGACGGAUUAUUAGCUGAUGGAAGCAAAGAAGGGUUAUCAGCACUGUUGGAGUUUGCUGAAGAAAAAAUGAAAGUAAACUACGUCUUUAUUUGCUUCAGAAAAAGCAGAGAAGACAGAGCUCCACUCCUGAAGACAUUCAGCUUCUUGGGCUUUGAAAUCGUGAGGCCUGGUCACCCCUCUGUCCCAUCGCGGCCAGACGUGAUGUUCAUGGUGUACCCCCUGGAUCAGAACUCUUCCUCUGAUGAAGAAUAGCUGCAGCGGGGGACUCCAGUGUGACCUGAAAAUGCUGUUGAGGGGAGAGAGGGUUACAUCUCCUUUCUUGAGGAAAGGGAAAACAAGCUUCUGUUGGACUGAAACUGCAUUUCUCAUUGUUAGAUUGGCCUGUGUAUCCUCAGAGUUGACUAUCUCAUUGAAAUGUGUUGCCUAGAGAACUAUAUAUACACACAUGUAAUCACCAAAUAGUAAAUGGAAGAUGUUUAUGAACUGGCAUAGGAGCUCUUUACGUGCAGCUGUGUGGUGUGUUAGCCUAGGGGCGCCUGGUGCCCAGGCCGUGCGUGGGGGAGCACAGCGGUAGAUGCAGUAUCAACUCCGUGACUUCUCUAAACCCGUGUUGGUCCUUUCCUGAUCGCCCGAUGUGCGCUCAUCUGACAGACUACCUUUUUAUUUUUCACUCAGACUCUUAAGUAGAAGGCAUGUUUUGGGUGUUAGGCACGUGGAGGAGACGUGCUUGAGUUUAACCUUUUAACACUACAUUAAAACCCUCGUGCGUCUCCGCUUUGGGGCGACCGAUGCUGUUUUAACUGGUCUAACCUUUUUUUUUU
This is a messenger RNA of Gavia stellata (red-throated loon), 1203 nucleotides long. It is a transcript of the gene OAZ2, whose product is annotated as ornithine decarboxylase antizyme 2. Gene Ontology annotation, biological process: positive regulation of protein catabolic process. Lineage: Eukaryota; Metazoa; Chordata; Aves; Gaviiformes; Gaviidae. The record is from RefSeq and is a predicted model, not a curated record. Gene Ontology annotation, cellular component: cytoplasm; nucleus. Gene Ontology annotation, molecular function: ornithine decarboxylase inhibitor activity.